AUGUAUCGCCUCACGCAACUGCUCGCCCUCGGCGCCGCUGCCACGUCCCUCGCGGCGGCCGCCGACGGCGACAAGCCCAUGGUGACGAGCCUCCUGCUGCCGUACAACGACCCCAACGACUUUGUCGCCACCGUCCUCAACGUCGACGGCUCCGCCACCACGUUUGCCUACACCUGCGCGAGCAGCGUCAGCCCCGACGACUGCGGCAUGGAGACGCACGGCACCAUUGUCCAGGGCCCGUCGACCUGGCAAAUGUCGCUGUCGCAAAGCGACGAGGACAGCAUCUACGCCGUCACUGCCGCCUGCGCCCUUACCUCGUCCAAGAACGAGGCCAGCUGCAGCUUCUCCGAAACCCACUCCGACAGCGACGGCCAGGGCUCGAGCACCAAGACGGGCGUUGAGACGGGGUACAUCUCGGAGCUCAUGGCCGUCACGCUCGUGGCCGGCCUCGACAAGCUGACCGGCGGCGCCGUGCCGACCGCCACCACGGCCUCGUCCACAUCGGGCGCCAGCAGCUCCGGAGCCAAGAGCACCGGCGGCGCGUCGCAGUCUUCUUCCUCUUCUGGCGCCGCCUCUUCUUCCGCCAGUGGCUCCAAGACGGCCACGCCGAAUGCUGCUGCUCCUGCUGCCACCCAGCAGGCUUUUCUAGCUGGUGUGGCGGCGGUUGUUGGCGCUCUUGCGCUCUAA
Messenger RNA from Akanthomyces muscarius, 687 nucleotides. RefSeq lists its product as uncharacterized. Bases 1 to 687 code for a protein of 228 amino acids. The transcript is spliced from 2 exons. The record is from RefSeq and is a predicted model, not a curated record. Lineage: Eukaryota; Fungi; Ascomycota; Sordariomycetes; Hypocreales; Cordycipitaceae.